Lolium perenne is the source of this 1063-nucleotide messenger RNA. RefSeq lists its product as uncharacterized. NCBI's taxonomy places the organism in Eukaryota, Viridiplantae, Streptophyta, Magnoliopsida, Poales, Poaceae. The record is from RefSeq and is a predicted model, not a curated record. Gene Ontology annotation, molecular function: ditrans,polycis-polyprenyl diphosphate synthase [(2E,6E)-farnesyl diphosphate specific] activity. Gene Ontology annotation, biological process: polyprenol biosynthetic process.
CUGGACAAAUCAUCACACAGGGUCAAGAACUCCGAAGCGAGAGAGCGCCCAAUCCCAUGCUGCUCUCCCAAUCUCCAGCCGCUACCCAUCCGCAGCUACCCACCACCUCUUCCUCCUCCUCCCGCCGCACGCACCGCUCGGCACCGCCAUGCCCGCGCGCCGGCGCCGCACCGGCGGCGGCGGAGUCGCUCCUCCCUCCCGAGCUGCGGGCGGAGUCGCUGCCGCGUCACGUGGCGGUGGUGAUGGACGGGAACUCGCGGUGGGCGCGCGCGCGGGGGAUGCCGUCCGCGUUCGGGCACGAGGCCGGGCGGCGCGCGCUGGAGGACACGGUGCGGCUCUCCCGCGCCUGGGGCAUCCGCGCGCUCACCGCCUUCGCCUUCUCCCACGAGAACUGGAGCCGCCCCAAGCUGGAGGUUGAUUUCCUGAUGGGGUUGUUCGAGCGAGUGAUCAACGACAGCGUCGCCGAGUUCUUGAGAGACGGAAUUCGCCUACGGGUGAUCGGCGACUGCUCGAGGCUGCCGGCGUCGCUGCAGAGGACCGCGAGAGAGGCCGAGGAGGCGACGAGGAACAACUCCCAGCUCGACCUCACGCUAGCGAUCAGCUACAGCGGGCGAAGGGACGUGGUGCAAGCCUGCCGGAGCCUCGCCGAGAAGGUGCGCGCCGGGCUGCUCAGGCCGGAGGACAUCGACGAGUCGCUGUUUGCCGGCGAGCUCGAGACGAGCCGCGGCAGCGACGAGCUCCUCCCUUGCCCUGACCUGCUCAUCCGGACCAGCGGCGAGCUGAGGCUCAGCAACUUCUUGCUCUGGCAGUCGGCAUACUCCGAGCUCUUCUUCACCGACACGCUGUGGCCGGACUUCGGGGAGGCUGACUACCUCGAAGCGCUGUGCUCCUUCCAGAGCAGAGACAGGCGGUUUGGCCGACGGAAUUUGUAGCAUUAGGCCACCAAAAGGUUGAUGUUUUUAGAAGCUUGAUAGUAGCAGGUAAAGCAGUUCCCAUGAAACACCGUAUGGUGUAUCAAGUCCAAUCAUUCUGUAUUUCAUACAUGGAACAACAAUUUAAGAUA